UUCAGCAAACCAAGCAGGCCGUCCUCCCGCCUCCCUCUGGGCUGCCUCAGCCCAGAACGGCCCCGCCGCCGCCGCCGCCGCCACCAAACAAUCCAAAACCCCUCCGCCUAGGCGCCGGCUCCCGUGAUUUCCCCACCAAAACCCCCCGGCCGACGUCUUCCUCCUCCCGCUCCCGCGCGUGGCUGCCGGUGCCCCUCUGCACCCGACUCGCUCCCGCGCACGCCGUGCCACCGAUUCACUUCCGCGGCCGCGCGGGCGGGCGCCGCUCGCCCCGCCCUCGCCCUCCAUGGACCUCUCCGACGACUGGCGCUCCCUCUUCCCCGUCUCCUCCGUGUUCGCGCCGCCGUCCCUCGCCCCGCCGCCCGCCGCCUCCUCCUCCUCCCGCGGGCCCCUCCUCUUCUCCCCUUUCCCGCCGCCCACCCCGCUGAUCUCCCUCCCCUUCCCCAUCCAGCCGCGCGCCUCCACCCGCGGCCUCCACCGCCUCGUCCGGUCCUUCGUCACCGCCACCUCCUUCCUCCCGCUCUCCGCCCUCGACUCCCUCGCGGGGGCCCUCCUUGCGCCGCCGUCUCCGCCCUUCCCGCUGCCUUCCAAUCUUCUCGCCGUCCUCCGCCGCUCCAGCUCUUCCUCCCCGUGCUCUCUCCUCCUCUUCUUCCCCUACGGCGAGAAUGCAGAGCAGCUUGCCUUUGUUACCCUGGAUUCCUCCACGGUCACCGGUUCGACGCCCGUCUCGCUCGUUGUUCAGGGAGAUGGGUUCAGGCACCCGGGGCACCGCAUCCAGCAGCUUGCUGCCUCCGCUACUGAGUCGUCCUGGCCGUCGCAGCUGGGAGACAGCCUUGUCGAGGGAUUCCUGCUUGCUGCGUCGUUGUACUCGGUGAAUUGGUUCAGGGUUAACUUGCAGGAUUCGGAUCCUCCGGUCCUAGUGCCGGUGGCCAAUUAUGGGUUUGACGCCGUCGUCGUGCAUGCCUGCUGGAGCAGGCAUUUGCCAUCGGAGUGUAUUGUGUUGCUGGAGAGUGGGGAGCUGUGGUGGUUCAAUCUGAAUACCCAGCGUGGAGGGAAGAUGAGGGUUGAUUUUGGCUGCAAGGAUGAUUGGGGGAACUGGCUAAGCUGUGACUAUGGGGCGCAACCAUGGAUGGUGAUCAUUGCGAGCUCAAAAUCCAUUAUUUUGAUUGAUUUGAGAUUUGGGGACCAUGGCAAAUACAAGGUUUUAGCUAGAGUUGGGAUUCCAGGACUGUUUGAAACUGACCCUUUUGCUGGGGCAGAUCAGUAUCUUGCAUUCUGCAGGGCGGGAUUUGAUAAUUUUCAUUUCUCAGUGGUGACAGAGCGUUACUUGAUUCUCCUUGAUGUGAGACAGCCGUUGACACCUUUGUUGGCGUGGCAGCAUGGGCUUGAGAGCCCUAAUAAUGUUGCUAUGUUUCGGCUUUCUGAGUUGAGGCCUUCUGAGGAACAUGAGUGGGCAUCAAAUUCUGGUUUUGCUAUUUUGGUUGGUUCAUUCUGGACUGGGGAGUUCAGUGUGUUCUGUUAUGGGCCUAAGGAGCAAGGCUGUUCAGAAAAUUCUCACCUAUAUGCUUGGGAUCUUCCUUCACGGUUUUCUCUGACAGGUCAGUGCUGCAGCUGCAGCAAUGCAAUAGUGAAAGAAGUAUUCUCAAUGCCUGUUUCAAGAGACGGCCCUGCUUCUCAAGAAAGUAAGAACCCCACUAUUGGCUACUAUGUGCUUCCGAAUGACCUCUCAGUGUUGGAGCCAUCAUUUACUGGUUUUGCUUUGAUCCGGCUGACAGCAUUGGGGAAGUUAGAGAUGCAAAAGUAUCGUGCAUCAGCAGAUUUGCGUGAUGAUGUCCCAUGUGAUGAAUCACAGCAUACAUCCAGGGUUAGUAACUCAUCCAUUUUUCCUGACACUUGGGGAGAAAAUUUCUCCCUCAGAUAUGGUUUAAUGAAGUUGCAUUUCCUAUCUGAACAUCUAAAAGGCAAUCUGUGCAGUGCAUUGGUGAAGCAUGAUUUUUUUGUUAGUGAACAAAUGGAGCAAAUUACUGUUAGUAAAGAAGUGUCAGAAUAUGCAAAAGAUAACUCUAGUUCAUGUUCUCGAUCAGUUUCGGAUUUUCUGUGCAAUGCAAGUAUCCCCAUGAACAUUUUUGAAAUUGCAUGUCAGAGAAUAUUGAAUGGCCUACCAUCAAAUAUCCUUCAUGUCACCUUCUCUAACUACAAGGACAUGCUAGCAUGCAGUGCAGAAAAAACCUUAUGUGAACAUUUAGAUGUUCCUACCUGUUUGACACACAAUAAACUUCGACCUUUCCUGCUGGCGAAACCUUCAGGCUUAAGUGACAAUCUGACUAGCAAAGUACUAUCUUCUCUUGUUGGUCCAGUACUUCCCAUACAUGUUCUACUUGCAAUGGAAGAGAGAAACAAGGAUAUAGAAAGCUCUUCUCAGGGUGCAACUGCAGAAACCGACUCUGUAAGAGAUCGAUGUAGAGAAGUUCUUGAAGCCUUUGAUCCUGUAAUAUCCAUUGCUGACAUGAACAACUGUAAUGGAUGGCCUGCUUCACAAGAGAUGAAUGAUGAGAAGUCCUAUUUUGCAUAUGAGCCUCAGAUUGAAAAUAGGUUCACUCUUGAUGAAAAUGCUAAAAAGAAGGAAAAAGGAGAUCAAAAGCUAGAUGACCCAGUGCAUACAUCUGCAACACCAUAUCAGGAUAAGAUAUUUACGACAUUUGUUUGUGGAAAAGCUGAAAUUCCUGAUUCUGGAGCUGAACAAGCUGCAACUGCUUUGUUUGAUUUCGGCCCAGUGAGGAUGGAUUUUGAAUUCCCAGGCAUGGAAAUUCAUCCUGCAGAGGAAAAGGUAUACAAAUGCUUGAAGAAACAAUUUUUAACAUGGCAAAAUAAUUUCAGGCCAUACCAAGAUUUUUGUAGCUCGCAUAAAAUACAGAAGCCAAAGCAAUAGGCCCAUCCAUGCUUCAUUCAGUUUUAGCAAGGCUUAGAUUUACACAUGCUUUACAUGCUUUUUUUUGGAGGAUAAAGGCAUACUAAGUAUAUAUGCUCAGGUACUCAGCCUGGUAUACAUAUGCAUGACCUGCUGUUUGGAUUCAAUAUAUGUUGUGUUCUUUAUAUGGGCCACGGUUCAGAAACAUAUCGCUGCUACUUGGAGUGCUGAUGAUUUGUUCGGUUGGCAGCGUAAAAAUGCAGAAAACACUCAACCAAAACAGUCCUUUCUGACGAAGCUUUCUGUCUACAAGUACUUAAGUUUGCCAAUAUUACGACUUUGUUUGCUUAUUGAUACU
This is a messenger RNA of Phragmites australis (common reed), 3266 nucleotides long. RefSeq lists its product as uncharacterized. Gene Ontology annotation, cellular component: fibrillar center. NCBI's taxonomy places the organism in Eukaryota, Viridiplantae, Streptophyta, Magnoliopsida, Poales, Poaceae. Bases 287 to 2929 code for a protein of 880 amino acids. Gene Ontology annotation, molecular function: RNA polymerase I core promoter sequence-specific DNA binding. Gene Ontology annotation, biological process: transcription by RNA polymerase I. The transcript has a single exon. The record is from RefSeq and is a predicted model, not a curated record.